GGGGGUCAGUGCGUUUGCUCUCUCAUAUCUUCAUGUGCCGCGGGCCCGGGCGGGGAGGUGAAAGGUUCCAAACAACAAUGGGCGAAGUUAGCGGGGCCUGGCUCUCCGUCAUUUGGCGAGCCUGCAACUUUUUAAUGUCUUUAUUCUUCGCUCUCGCAACGUAUGUCCAGAUCAAUGAUCCUGACGCAGGGGUGUGGAUGGUUGCUUACGGUAUCCCUGCGGUCCUUUGCGCAUGCGUCGGUUUGACACCCCACCUGACAGAGACUUUGCCCUGGAGGCGCGUGGCCGAUCUCCACGUGCUGAUUUCCAGCGCGGUUGUUGCCAUGAUGGGACGGAGACUCCACAGAGAGACCGUGUCAGAGAUCUUCCAGCUGGAGGAGGGCAGAGAAUUUUCUGGUCUCGUGCUGACGGCUGGAUGGCUUCUCCUGUGUCGACACUCUGGAAGAGCUCCGGUCGGGAUUCUCAGAGUCUCGACAGCUGUUGCCAUCACCGUGUUCCCCUUUGUGGCCUGGCUUUACUACCACAUCCACAAGGAGCUCCGAUCUAACUGGCCUUCACAUUGUCAAAAUGCUAUUUAGACCCCUUUUUACUUUUUUGGUGGAUUAAACAUUACUUCUGUUGCUGCUUUUCAUUGAAUACCAACACGAGCCAACCAGGUGGUGUUUCUUAAUGAAGGAUUUAAAAAGGAAUUCUUCCAAUGUUUACCUACUAGUUGUAAUUUAGUAAGUGCCAUUAAUUUUGUUUAUUACAUUUUGUAUAACAAAGUAUUUUAUAACCAUAAUGCAUUUUCUGGUCUUGAAGUCAGGAACAUUAUCUUUUGUAAAAUGAACUUAAAUCUAUAAAUAUUUUGAAUAAAAAAACCAAGUGAAAU
This is a messenger RNA of Pungitius pungitius (ninespine stickleback), 871 nucleotides long. RefSeq names its product transmembrane protein 220 (gene tmem220). The record is from RefSeq and is a predicted model, not a curated record. Bases 33 to 578 code for a protein of 181 amino acids. The transcript has 6 exons. NCBI's taxonomy places the organism in Eukaryota, Metazoa, Chordata, Actinopteri, Perciformes, Gasterosteidae.